AUGGAAGUGUGUAUCAUCUACCUGAACAUGCUCUCGGCUCUGCUCAUUGUGUCAGCUUUGAGUAGUCCUGUCUGGCGUGGCGGAAACGAGGCCGCACAAGAAAUCCAAGCGCUUCACACCUCGACGUGGGCCACCAGACGAGAGGAUAUGGGCCGGACACACACGCAAAGGUACAGCUCCUCGGCGAUGCCAAGGAGCGAGCGGAGAAUGCGCGAGUCCCGCGGCGGGGCUCGGCUCGCUCGACGGGAUAGGGCGACACAAUCACACAACGGCCCACAGCCACAGGUGUGGCUGGAGUAUGAAGGGUGUGAAUGA
Protopolystoma xenopodis is the source of this 315-nucleotide messenger RNA. NCBI's taxonomy places the organism in Eukaryota, Metazoa, Platyhelminthes, Monogenea, Polystomatidea, Polystomatidae. The record is from the annotation of a GenBank genome assembly.